AUGACCAUUCGUAAUUCUCUCAUUUCACUCACAUUCCUUGCUAUCGCAGCCAAUGCUGCUCGCAACUGCUCCGAUUCGCAUUCAAGUUUGCGAAUGCACAAACGUGCGCCGAAUUAUGACAAGAAGGCUUCGGUCCAAAUGUUUGGCUGGAACUGGAAGAGCAUUGCUGCUGAAUGCGAGCAAUUCCUUGGUCCGGCUGGCGUCGGGUUUGUUCAGGUAAAUCCGCCCCAAGAGCACAUAAGAGGAGACCAGUGGUGGGUAGAUUAUCAAGUGGUCAGCUAUCAAAUCCAGUCAAAGCGUGGAUCACGUUCCGACUUUGCGGAAAUGGUUGGCCGAUGCAAAAAUGCUGGCGUGAAGGUUUCCGUCGAUGUAAUCUGGAACCACAUGUCUGGCGUAGACAAUGGCGUUGGCAUCGCUGGAACCCAGUUUAGCCACUAUAACUACCCUGGAUUGUACAGUUGGAACGAUUUUCAUCAUUGUGGGAUGACCAACAAUGACGAUAUUCAGGACUGGGGUAACCGGGAUCAAAACUGGAAUUGUGAAUUGGUUAACCUGGCUGACCUAAACACCGGUUCGGAAUACGUGCGCAGCAAGUUGGCUAUCUUUUCAAACGAUUUGCUCUCCCUUGGGGUCGAUGGAUUUCGCAUUGACGCGGCGAAGCAUAUGCAUCCAAACGAUAUUCGUGCAAUCAUGAGUAAACUUGCUCGUCCGCCACUUUACAUUUCCCAAGAGGUCGUGGACACAGGAGGAUCCAUGGUCGGCAUGUACACUGAUAUAGGGGAUGUUCAAGAAUUUCGAUACCCGGAAGCCCUGAAGGCGGCUUUUAGCGGAGGAGGAAUAGCCGGGCUUCGUGGCAUUGAGAACCGAGGCUGGUUGGCAUCUAGCUCGGCUAAUGUCUUCGUCACGAAUCACGACCAAGAGCGGGGAGGCAAUGCUCUCACGUACAGGUCGCCAAGUAACACCUAUGCUCUAGCUCACGUUUUCAUGCUGUCCUACCCCUACGGUACUCCGACCAUUUUGUCGAGCUAUGGAUUUGACGACACUAAUGCUGGCGCUCCUAGUGGUGCAUGGGGCUCUUGCAACGGCUCUGGCGGCGCCAAUGGCUGGUUAUGCCAACAUCGUUGGACCCCAAUCGCCGGAAUGAUCAAAUUCUACAACAAAGUCGAUGGCACCAACCUGAACGAUUGGGUGCAAGGCACCAAUCAGCAAAUCGCGUUCGGGCGAGGCAAUGCCGGAUUUGUUGCUAUCAACAACGAAGAUUGGCAGUGGUCUCGUACUUUUAAGACUUCGCUUCCGAGCGCUACUUACUGCGAUGUGAUUACUGGCAAGAAGUCUGGAAGUAGUUGUACCGGUGGAAAGAUUACGAUUGCCAACGGAUCCUUGACCGUGACUAUUCCUGGCCGGAGUGCAGUUGCCUAUCACAUUGGUGCUAAGUACUAG
This is a messenger RNA of Rhizoctonia solani, 1440 nucleotides long. RefSeq names its product alpha-amylase. The transcript has 14 exons. NCBI's taxonomy places the organism in Eukaryota, Fungi, Basidiomycota, Agaricomycetes, Cantharellales, Ceratobasidiaceae. The coding region runs from base 1 to 1440 and encodes 479 amino acids. The record is from RefSeq and is a predicted model, not a curated record. Gene Ontology annotation, molecular function: alpha-amylase activity; cation binding. Gene Ontology annotation, biological process: carbohydrate metabolic process.